AUGAUUGGGGUGGUGUCACGCUCAGGGCACCUCGUGCUGGAUGGAGCUGCGGCACUCGUCGUUUCAUCAAGCAAAGCUGUGAUCGACGCCGUGGACAACCUCUCCGUUCUGCUGGCCAUUAGUAUCCUCCUAAAUGGCGUCCAACCUGUCCUUUCAGGAGUUGCUGUUGGAUCAGGGUGCCAAGCACUAGUGGCUUAUAUAAACGUAGGAAGCUAUUACAUCAUUGGAUUUCCUGUUGGACUUCUGCUGGGUUGCAAUCUGGGAGUUCUUGGGAUUUGGGCAGGGAUGAUUGGUGGCACUGCAGUUCAGACAUUCAUUCUGGCGUAUAUUACCAUGCGAUGUGAUUGGGACGAAGAGGCCUCUAAAGCAAGUAAACACAUCCAAAGAUGGGCAGGCUCGAAAUGAGUUGGAGUGCCAAUGCCCUCAUCUCAAGGAGCGGUUGAUGAAGAUUAUCCUAGAUGGCCAUUUUCUGAAUGGAAGUUUUAGUUGAAUCAACAUCAUGUAGUACCAAGAUGGACCCGUACGUGAUCCUUACUACACCAUGCGGAAGUACGGCAGCUCAUGGACUAUGGGUGCAAUUAAGAGAGAUGGCAACAUAGGACUUCAAAUAUUAGGCUAUGUGUGUAGGCAUAUAUUUCUAUUUUCACGUUAUCCGCACUUGUUGUACUUUAGUACUUGAACUUCGUACUUUAACUUUAAUGAAGUUGUGUGCAUUACAAUGAUGCAGAGACUCGGGGUGAUCCUCAUUUUCUAAAAAUAUGUACUACCAAGAUGGACAUGGCACAAGUACCUAUUCGCCUCACAAAGUAGUUUACAUGAAACAAGAGAUUAGGGGGAAACUUUGAGACAAAU
This is a messenger RNA of Triticum aestivum (bread wheat), 852 nucleotides long. Its product is annotated as protein DETOXIFICATION 27. The coding region runs from base 1 to 405 and encodes 134 amino acids. The transcript has 4 exons. Lineage: Eukaryota; Viridiplantae; Streptophyta; Magnoliopsida; Poales; Poaceae. The record is from RefSeq and is a predicted model, not a curated record.